CAGAAAAUAAGCGAAUUGACGGGAAGUUUAGAGUAAACAGUAGUUAUCACACAGAGUUUGCUUUGUAUUUUAUAAUCAAUACAAAUGAUCUUGCUUCCGCUUUGAAUGCUUUUGUUCAUUCCAGUAAUGCGUGGUUUUCUUCCCCCGUUCUCCCCCCAGUGUGAGACGGAUUCUCGCAUUGUGCCUUGAUUGCUGUGGGAGCGGGGAGCUCGCGCGUUCCAAUCUCCGAUCGUCACGGCUCGCGCUCGGCUUCCACUUUAGUUUUGUUCUGCAAUGGCUUCGGCUGAAAUCGCCCGGCAGAUGAGUGAAAGCGUCCGUCCACUUUCCUUGUCGGGCCAUGUGGGAUUUGAUAGUUUACCGGAUCAGCUAGUCAACAAAUCUACCUCCCAGGGUUUUUGUUUUAAUAUUCUUUGUGUUGGAGAAACUGGCAUUGGAAAGUCAACCCUUAUGGAUACUUUGUUCAACACUAGCUUUGAGAAUAGCCAGUCAACACAUUAUGAAAGUCAAGUAAAAUUGAAGGCCCAGACUUACGAACUACAGGAGAGCUCUGCUCGUUUAAAACUAACCAUUGUGAAUUCAGUGGGCUUUGGAGACCAAAUAAACAAAGAAGAUAGCUAUAAACCUAUCAUUGACUACAUUGAUGCACAGUUUGAAGCUUAUUUGCAAGAAGAGUUGAAGAUCAAACGUUCAUUACACAAUUAUCAUGAUACCCGAAUCCAUGCAUGUCUGUACUUCAUCUCUCCCACUGGCCAUUCCCUUAAGUCAUUAGAUUUGGUGACAAUGAAAAAGCUGGAUAGCAAGGUGAACAUCAUUCCAGUGAUUGCAAAGGCUGACACCAUUGCUAAAAAUGAACUUCAUAAAUUUAAAAUCAAAAUAAUGGGAGAACUGGUUAGUAAUGGUGUACAGAUCUAUCAAUUUCCAAUUGAUGAUGAAACAGUAGCAAAAAUCAAUUCAACCAUGAAUGGCCACCUACCUUUUGCUGUAAUUGGAAGUACAGAGGAAGUGAAAGUUGGUAAUAAAAUGGUUAAAGCUCGUCAAUAUCCCUGGGGAGUUGUGCAAGUUGAAAAUGAGAACCACAGUGACUUUGUGAAGCUGCGAGAGAUGCUUGUUUGUGUGAACAUGGAAGACUUAAGAGAGCAGACCCACACCAGGCAUUAUGAGCUCUAUCGUCGCUGCAAAUUAGAAGAGAUGGGAUUCAAAGACACGGAUCCAAAUAAUAAGCCAGUCAGCCUUCAAGAAACAUAUGAAGCAAAGAGAAAUGAGUUUCUUGGUGAGCUUCAUAAGAAAGAGGAAGAAAUGAGGCAAAUGUUUGUGAUGAGAGUUAAAGAAAAAGAAUCUCAGCUAAAAGAGGCAGAGAGGGAGUUACAAGAUAAAUUUGAGCACUUGAAGAAAAUGCACCAGGACGAGAGAAAGAAAUUGGAUGAGAAAAAAAGCCUUCUGGAUGAGGAGAUGAGUAUAUUUAAUAAGAGGAAGGCUGCAGCUGAAUUCCUUCAAGGCCAGGCAUUCCAGACCACACCACAAAUGAAUCUGAAGAAAGAUAAGGACCGCAAAAAUUAUUAAUUUUUGAUGCUGCAGCUUUCUUUAUACGAUUAUCCUUCAUUUAUUGGAAAGUUUUCAAGAAUUUUGAGAGUUCUGAUCUGAACAACAAAAAGAUCAAUGCUUUCAUACUGGUUGCCUUUUUCCUUCUGGAUUACUUAAAUGGAUGAAAUUGUGCAACAAUGUAUCAGUCACCUAACUAGUACCGUGCACUGCCUUUAUUGCUGUGUAAUAAGCCAUAUAUUUAAACAAGGGUGCUAAUCCCAAUUGUUGACCCAGACUUUUCCUUUAAAGUGUUGCUUUCAGGGAAAUAUUUGUAUUUAUAACAAUUUCAUUUUUGUAUUCAAGUAUAGAUUUCAGUAUUUGCUUUGAAAUUAUGGAAAACCUAAUUGCAUAAUUGUUUUUAUAUCUGCAUUAUGUUCAUUUAAACAUUUUAAGUCUCCAUAACAAUGAAUCAAGAUGGCACUCUGUCUGGCUUUCCAAUCCUUCAUCAAAUGAGACAUUCUGCAGUUUGAAUGAUCAUGAGCAAGAAUUAUCCAAUUUAUAAGUGCAUGUUUUUCCACAUUUGAUUAUUCCAUAGAUUACAGGCAGUUUUCAAGUUUGGACAGAACCAAUUUAAUAUUAGCUGGUUAUAGUAUUAAAAAGAGUUCAGUGCCAAUCCUGGUUAAGUUGGUGCCACAGGUACUUCCCCAGCAUUCUCAAAAUGAUCUUGCAUUUAGCUGUUUGUUUUGCUGCUGUUGGUGUUGGAACUUAAUAUAGUACAUCAAUGGGUCCAGUUAUGGGUAAUAUUUCUUUGAAAUGGGUUUGCAUUUUCAACUCCAGUUGUACAAAUUCUACACCAAAGGGAUGCAUUAAGAGCAAUACCACUGGUACAUAUGCUAUAAAUUAAGCAAUGAAAUUGAUUUGAUGUGAGAGAGAUUGUAUUUUAAUGUGAAAUUUUCAUCUUUGCAUUAUUAUUACAUAAUGGCUAAUUAUAAUUUGCUGUUGAAAUGUGAUUUUGUACAAAGUUUAAAACCAAAGUAUUUUAACUUUUAUCACAAAGUCAGCACAAUGAAUUGUCUUUUUGUCUACCAUUGAAGUAGCAUUUUAAUCUAUAAUGAUUUUUUUCACUACCCGUUCUAUCACACAACUAAUACCUUGAAUAAUCUGUAUUAUUAUUAUUAUUAUUAUCUACGUGUUCACUGACUUUAAAAACAAAUUUUGUGCAAAGAUCUCUUGGAUUCAUUUUCUGUUCAAUGGUCAUAUCCUUGCUUUAACAAUUAAAAGUAGAAGAAAAAUA
Molecule: messenger RNA, 2815 nt
Organism: Mobula hypostoma (lesser devil ray)
Lineage: Eukaryota; Metazoa; Chordata; Chondrichthyes; Myliobatiformes; Myliobatidae
Gene: septin10
Product: septin 10
Exons: 11
Coding region: 274-1560 (428 amino acids)
Biological process (GO): intracellular protein localization; cytoskeleton-dependent cytokinesis
Cellular component (GO): microtubule cytoskeleton; cell division site; septin complex
Molecular function (GO): molecular adaptor activity; GTPase activity; GTP binding
Source: RefSeq, a predicted model, not a curated record